AUGGAUCCUCUUACCGUUGACGGCGAAAAGGCUCACUCUGAAGAGCUCGAUCCAGUUCUCCCAAAUGUCGCACCUUGCGAUAGCCCUCCUCAUAAAAGUCCUCCUCGCAACAGUCCUCCUUGGGACAGCCCUCCCGAUGACAGCCCGCCUCGCCACAGCCCUCUCACCAGACAAUUCCUCGAAGACUACGACAAUGAGGACGAGGAUGACGAAAUUCUGGAAUGGAAUUCGAUCUCCAGCAUGUCAAUCUCAUCAGACUCUGAAAGUGAGAAUGACAACGCCGAAGACAGCACAAGCGGACGACCAGGUGUAAGACUGAGAGAAAGUGACCAUCUCUCGCCAUCUCCUCACAACACUCCCAACGAUAAUGGCUCACCGCGAUCAUCAUCUCAGCCAGCAUGUUACCUCGGAUGUUCCUCACCAACGGACAAGAAGUACGACGGUCUCAAGCACAGAGAAGAGUCACCAGCCCCCAACGACAAUGACCUCCCAACAGUUGUCAAGGAAAAGCACUUCGAGGGGGAAAACGACAUGAUGAGCGGCGCAGUCAGCCCAGACGACGAGAUCAAGGUGCUGUCCACAUUCACAGAUGAUACCAUCAUGUGUGUGGCCAAGAACGACCUGUCUGCAGCGCUGUCUCAUAUGCCACUCAAGGUCAUCGGCCGAUACGAGCUGGCCACAUUGCACCUCCCGUUCAACGACAUGCGGUCUCUGCGCUUCCUGCCGUUCAAUUACCUCAGCACCUACCUCGGCGUGAAGCGGGCGAUUGAAGAGGUCACGCAGCACCCGGGAUACACAGACCAGGAUUUACUCCAUGCGUUGCUCAAGCGCGGCGGCUCCUCAAGACGGAGAGUCGUCUAUCCGGAGUACAUUAACUCUUUCUUUGGGUUUGGGCGUGCUGAUGAAGACGAUGAGGAGAAAGCCUACAAGUACGACCUUGCGUACUGGCAGCAAUUGUAUGAACUGGGUGAAUUCUGGGAAUACAUCGAUGUCCCCUGA
Molecule: messenger RNA, 999 nt
Organism: Capronia coronata CBS 617.96
Lineage: Eukaryota; Fungi; Ascomycota; Eurotiomycetes; Chaetothyriales; Herpotrichiellaceae
Exons: 1
Coding region: 1-999 (332 amino acids)
Source: RefSeq, a predicted model, not a curated record